CCUCACCAGCCUCCUCUUCUUUCCUUUCCUCUCGUCUUCCACCAGUCCUCAUAUUCAACGUGCAAGAUAAUGGGUGCCGACGACAAUACCCCCGCAGCCAUCGAGGAUGAGCAGGCCAAGCAGCUGGACCCUAAGGCCUCGGCCGCGUCGUCAGUCAAGUCCUUUCUCUCUGGCGGCUUCGGAGGUGUCUCGGCCGUUCUCGUGGGCCACCCCUUUGACCUGACAAAGACGCGGUUGCAGACGGCAAAGGAGGGCACGUACACCGGUGGUAUGGACGUCGUCAAGAAGACGAUCAAGGCCGACGGCAUCAAGGGCAUGUACAGAGGCAUGGGUCCCCCCCUCGUCGGCGUUACUCCCAUCUUUGCAAUCUCUUUUUGGUCCUACGAUGCUGGCAAGAAGCUCAUCUACGCCGCAACGCCCAACCGAAAGACGGAACAGCUGUCCCUGGCCGAGCUGGGUUUCGCUGGCUUCUUCUCUGCCAUCCCCACCACCCUCGUCGCUGGUCCUGCCGAGCGCGUGAAGGUGCUCCUUCAGCUUCAGGGCCAGUCUUCGAACGCCGGUCCCACGUACAAUGGUCCCGUGGACGUCGUUCGUCAGCUCUACAAAGAGGGUGGUCUUAAGUCUGUCUUCCGAGGCACUGGUGCCACCCUUGCUCGUGAUGGCCCCGGAAGUGCUGCCUACUUUGGCGCUUACGAAGCCAUCAAGAGGGGUCUCACGCCUGCUGGUGCCGACCCGUCGCAGCUGAACCUUCUCCACGUCCUUACUGCCGGUGGUCUCGCAGGCAUGGCCAUGUGGUCUGUUGCGCUGCCUAUGGAUGUCAUCAAGUCGCGCUACCAGGGUGCUCCUCAGGGCACCUACACGGGCUUCAUCCAGUGCUUCCGUCAUACCCUCGCCACCGAGGGACCCAGCUCCAUGUUCAAGGGUGCAGGACCCGCCAUGCUCCGAGCCUUCCCAGCCAACGCCGCCACCUUCCUUGGUGUCGAGGCCAGUCUCAAGCUCAUGAACCAGCUGUUCUGAGAGAAUUGUGUGCCCAUCUCUCAACAGCCAGUCACCACCUUGUCCAUGUAACACAGCCCUUAAAAAUAGACAUCCUCCUUGCUAU
Molecule: messenger RNA, 1102 nt
Organism: Acaromyces ingoldii
Lineage: Eukaryota; Fungi; Basidiomycota; Exobasidiomycetes; Exobasidiales; Cryptobasidiaceae
Product: mitochondrial carrier
Exons: 5
Coding region: 70-1017 (315 amino acids)
Biological process (GO): carnitine transmembrane transport; mitochondrial transport
Cellular component (GO): mitochondrial envelope
Molecular function (GO): O-acyl-L-carnitine transmembrane transporter activity
Source: RefSeq, a predicted model, not a curated record